AUGUACGAGACGUCAAUUCUCCCUGCUGUUAACCCGGAUGGGCGCUUCUUUUCCACCCGUUCCCAGCCUGGUGACAGCUUGUCAUGUAAUGUACCACCAGGCUGGGAACGGGUGGAAAAGAAGCGCCCAUCCGGGUUAACAGCAGGGAGAAUUGACGUCUCGUACAUAUCACCAGGAGGAAAAACUGUAAGCAGCAAAGGCGAUCUAGAGAAGUACAUACGGAAAAAGGGUCUGAAACUGGAUGUUAACGCUUUUAAUUUUUCAGCUGGUGCGAAAAAGAAGGGUCGCACCAUGUCAUCUGCUGAAAGCUCUACAAGUCAAAGCCCUAACAGUGAAACGUCAAUCACCACUCCAAUUGAGAGUUUAGAUGGAACUGAAAGUGUAACAGAUUCCUGCAUAACUCCACAAGAAUCCCAAUCAAACUAA
Homalodisca vitripennis (glassy-winged sharpshooter) is the source of this 426-nucleotide messenger RNA. Its product is annotated as methyl-CpG-binding domain protein 2-like. Lineage: Eukaryota; Metazoa; Arthropoda; Insecta; Hemiptera; Cicadellidae. The record is from RefSeq and is a predicted model, not a curated record. The coding region runs from base 1 to 426 and encodes 141 amino acids. The transcript has 2 exons. Gene Ontology annotation, molecular function: DNA binding.